This is a messenger RNA of Lycium barbarum (goji berry), 1841 nucleotides long. RefSeq lists its product as uncharacterized. Bases 404 to 1267 code for a protein of 287 amino acids. The record is from RefSeq and is a predicted model, not a curated record. Lineage: Eukaryota; Viridiplantae; Streptophyta; Magnoliopsida; Solanales; Solanaceae. The transcript has 2 exons.
GACAGUGGGAAUAUGGGAUACUGAAACAAUUCAAACAAAUAGACACGCGUCCAAUCGAUAGAACCUCCUAGAAAAGCUUUCCCACUUUGCUUCUAUCAAAGUACAAACGUGUCGCCCUUUUCUCCUCAGUGCUCUAUACGUGUUUUCCUUCCAUUAGCUCUCAAAUGCACACCAAUCACAGCAACACUAUUUCCAUUUUCGCUGGAUAUGCUCCUUUAUCAUUGGACCCACCUGAUCUCAUCCCACCAAUCACGGCUCUUCACCGUUUAAGGUUAACCCUAGACACGUGGUGCGUCCUAACCCUACGUACUGUUGCCUGUAACUAUGAUAAUCGUCUCAAGAUCCGGCAAAAGUUAAUCUUUUCAGUCUAAAAAUUGCUCUACAAGAUAGCUCUUCGGCCCAAAUGGAUGUUCGCAAUUGUUGGGCCGGCCCUGGAUACUCCGGUGCCCCGAAAGAUACGACGAUAAUCAACAAGAUGAUGCUGAGGUUCCGGCCUAUUGCGCCCAAGCCCGUAGCUAAUUCUUCGGGAUCGGGCUCUACACUGGAUCCUCACAAGGUAGAUGAUGUUGGCAAACGAAGAACAAAGAGAAAGUACGUUAGAGUUAAGAAAAAUAGCGAGUACAAGAAUAAAAAGGAAGAGAAAGAAAAAAGUGAUGGAUCUUUGGUUUUGGAUGACCAUCAAACUGUUGUAACGCUACAGCUACUACCAGAAAGUAGUGGAGGAGUUAAAAGCUCGCCAGAUAAUAGAUCUUAUCCAAGACCCAUCAAUUUUUUGGUGCAAGAUAAUAAUAGCAAUACUUCAUCAAUCGGUGCACCGAAUCUGUCAGAUCGGACGGCGGAGAUGCGAUCUUCAAGGGUUGUGGAGUCGUGGGUGAUGGUCGAUGGUGUGUCCAAUACUUUGGUAGAUUUAUCAGCUUUAGGAAGUACGGAUAUGGAGAAGAUGAUGAGUCUGGAAGGUGACACGUGUCCGGGGUUUAUAACGGACGGUCUAGAUAGCGUGAAGUGGGUGAAUCCCGCAUAUCGGAGAAUGAUAGAUCCGAUAGAAGACGGAGGAGAGUUGCCGGAGAUGGUGGUAAGGUUAGUAGUGAAGGAGAAAAAAACUGUACCUUUAUUAUUAUUACCAGCUUUUGCAUGCGUAGUGAGAGUUGUGUAUACAUGGAAUAUGGUGAAGCAGACAAGGACAAUGCCUUGUGAUGUGUGGAAGAUGGACUUUGGGGGAUUUGCAUGGAGAUUUGAUGCUAACGCUGCCCUUAGCUUGGGCCGUUAAGGCAAAAUUAUCUAUCCCAAGCUAUAAUAUCAGAUAGAUAGCAAGCAAUGUGCAUUAUUGUUUAAGUUAUGACCUAUAAUAAAUGAUUGAGUAAAAACUAUUGACUAUACUAUUUUAGAUUGGUAUAUGUAUACGGUAAAAAUUGGAUUUAUGCUAACCCGGUGAAACCGGGAAUCGAGGGAAGAAAGAAACAAGCACGAGCAUGAAGACUUUCUUUCGGACCGGAGGUAUCGCACUAGAAGUGGUUGAUCAGAAGAAGGCGAAGGAAAUUGUUUGGUCCGGUUUCUCCGUUAGUCCGGUUGAUCGUGGCCGUUAGAUCGGGUGUUCAGUUACACAAUUGCCACGCAUCAAGAUCGUUCUGGUACAUUGUACUGCCAAUCGUACGGGUGUCAGACCGUACGACCCAACUUUAUCCUUUUAGGGUUUUUCUUAUUCAAAAGGGUUUUAUGUUGUAUAGAAGGCCCAUAAGGCAAAAUUAUAAAUAGGAGGUAUUUCCCUACAUUCAAGGGUUAGCUUUUUCAGAUCUAGAAGAUUGUAAUAGCAAAAUAUAUAAAAUCUCUCCCUCUCUCUCUGA